AUGCUGGGUGCCCUACUAUUUCCCCGUUCACCUGCUGUAUUUUGCACUGCAUUUGCGAAACACAACAACCUUUGGAUUCUCGAUCAACGCGCUGGCAUCAUCUCACCGGCUCUCGACCUUCCCCCCACUAGGGGUGAUCCUCUGUCCCCUGCUCCAUGGGUGAAGCAUGAACAACAGUCGAAUGACAACACCACGGGCUUCAUCGCCCUGCUAGGGCACGCUACUCGGAUGAGCCAGUGGACCUUUUUCAAUAAGAAGAUCGAGGCUUUGAAGCAUCAGGCAGCUGAUGGCAGCGCCCCGGCGACUCUUGUCAAGGAGACUACAUCUGGUCGCAAUCGGGGCCCCAAGCCCAAGAAGGCUAGUUCCGACGACGAACCGGCCGCCCCGAUUAUGGCAAGCCAGGAGUACCAGCCACAGCAAGUACUCACUGGCAAGUUCAUGCCCAUGAAUGAGGCCGUUCAAACCGUUGCGGCUCUACCGUCCAGCAUGGAUGCCGUUGGAGAGGUCUAGGACCUGGUUUCAUUUCUAUCUUGAGCGCGAGGUAUGGAUGAGACGCUUGAGUGCCAUCCAUUUUCAGGGCUAGUACAUUCG
Fusarium oxysporum Fo47 is the source of this 591-nucleotide messenger RNA. RefSeq lists its product as uncharacterized. The transcript is spliced from 3 exons. The coding region runs from base 1 to 510 and encodes 169 amino acids. The record is from RefSeq and is a predicted model, not a curated record. Lineage: Eukaryota; Fungi; Ascomycota; Sordariomycetes; Hypocreales; Nectriaceae.